AUGGAGUACACAGCCUCUCCGAAGCCCCAGCUCUCUUCACGGGCAAACGCGUUCUCCAUCGCCGCCCUAAUGUCCAGUGGGAAAUCUAAGGACAAGGAAGAAGAGGAAAACACAAUCAAGCCACUGGAACAAUUUGUGGAGAAAUCAUCUUGUAACCAGAGCUUGGGUGAGCUGCCGUCCCUGGACUCCCACGGCGAGUUCAGCAGCCCGGCUCCAGCCGUGUGCACCGAGCCGCUGAUUCCCACCACGCCGGGAGUGCCGAGCGAAGAGAUGGCCAAGAUAUCCUGCAGCCUGGAAACCAAGGAACUCUGGGACAAAUUUCACGAGCUCGGAACGGAAAUGAUCAUCACCAAGUCGGGACGAAGAAUGUUUCCAACCAUCCGCGUGUCGUUCUCUGGGGUUGACCCCGACGCCAAAUACAUCGUCCUGAUGGACAUAGUGCCAGUGGACAACAAAAGGUACCGUUAUGCCUACCACCGGUCGUCGUGGCUCGUGGCAGGGAAAGCGGAUCCACCCUUGCCCGCAAGGUUAUACGUCCACCCAGACUCGCCUUUCACUGGGGAGCAGUUGCUAAAACAGAUGGUGUCCUUCGAGAAAGUCAAACUCACCAAUAACGAGCUGGACCAACAUGGACAUAUCAUUCUGAACUCCAUGCAUAAGUACCAGCCGCGCGUACACAUCAUCAAGAAGAAGGAGCACACAGCCUCCCUGCUCAACCUCAAGUCCGAGGAGUUCCGCACCUUCGUCUUCACCGAGACGGUCUUCACGGCAGUCACCGCCUACCAAAACCAACUGAUAACCAAGCUGAAGAUUGACAGCAACCCAUUUGCCAAAGGCUUCCGCGACUCCUCCAGACUCACGGACAUCGAGAGGGAAAGUGUUGAGAAUUUGAUCCAUAAGCACUCAUACGCCCGGUCGCCCAUCAGGACAUACACGGGAGAGGAGGAGGCCCUGGGGGAAGACGGACACGUCGCACACAGCAGGGGUUCGGCCUUCACCGCUUCGGACAACCUCUCCCUGAGCUCCUGGGUGACCACCACGUCCGGCUUCACCGGCUUCCAGCACCCGCCGUCCCUGUCGGCCAUCGGCUCGGGCGCGGCCUCGUUGGGCAGCCCCCUGCCGCACCCCAUCCAGGGCUCCCUGCCCCCCUACAGCCGGCUGGGGGUGCCGCUGACGCCCUCCGCCCUGGCCGCCAGCUCCAUGCAGGGCAGCGGGCCCACCUUCCCCUCCUUCCACAUGCCCCGCUACCACCACUACUUCCAGCAGGGGCCCUACGCCGCCAUCCAGGGACUGCGCCACUCCUCCACCGUCAUGACGCCCUUCGUAUGACUGCCGUGAGCUCGGACGGAUGGACGGAGGGAUGGGGAUUGAGAAGGUGUGGAUGAGUGGAAGCUUGAUGCCAUGCUCUCAUUCUCAUUCACUCUGCCCUCUCUCUCUCUCUUUCUCACUGUCGCUCUGUCUCUCCUCUCGUCAUUAUCUAUCUUUUGCACACUCUUUGGUGAAUAUUCGCCAGAGUGCGCAUGCAGACCCAUCCACCCACACACGUGUGCGCGUGCACAGACACAGACACACACACACAUACAGUACACACACAGAUAAGAUAUGCCUAACACAGCAGCCUACACACUAGCAUACACACACGCAAAUGCAUACCUACAUACAGAUAAACCCACACUGUAAAAACAAAACCAUGGAUACAAUGACGCAAGUCCUUCAUGUAAAUAGCGCAAGCGUAUGAAUGGUUAAAAAAAGAGAACUGCCUUCUCUGUGACGCGGAACUGCCUCAGCAGUGCUCAGUCUAUAGUUGGAUCGUUGGGAGCGAACUAAAAGAGCGUGGACUUCCUUGUUGGAUUGUAAUGAAACUGUGGCGCGAGAGAGAGAGAGACAGAGCGGACUUCCUGGAUGCCGACCCAGGAUCUCGUAGAAGCACUAACAGAACUCACCUUGGCCUGGCUCCUCCUCUCCAGCUUUGUCUGAGGUGAGAGAGAAAAUGAUUGACAGCUGUUCACGAUGACCCACUUGGAUGGUCUCACUUUGUCUUUGUGAAGUGAAAAGCAUUCUCCUGCAGCCCCUUCCUCCCUCCCUCCCUUCCUCCUCCUCCUCCUCCUGCUUCAACAACUUCUUCUUUUCCAUGCCUUGUUGUCCUUCUCUGUCCUCCUCGCCCCUAAAUGCAUGCAAAGACAAAAAAAGAAAAGAAAAGACAAGCUUGAGGAUGCAGAGAAAAUUGCUGUGACAAGAACACAAACAGA
Engraulis encrasicolus (European anchovy) is the source of this 2249-nucleotide messenger RNA. RefSeq names its product T-box transcription factor 20 (gene tbx20). NCBI's taxonomy places the organism in Eukaryota, Metazoa, Chordata, Actinopteri, Clupeiformes, Engraulidae. Gene Ontology annotation, biological process: heart looping; vasculogenesis; positive regulation of DNA-templated transcription. The record is from RefSeq and is a predicted model, not a curated record. The transcript has 8 exons. The coding region runs from base 1 to 1329 and encodes 442 amino acids. Gene Ontology annotation, cellular component: nucleus. Gene Ontology annotation, molecular function: RNA polymerase II cis-regulatory region sequence-specific DNA binding; DNA-binding transcription factor activity, RNA polymerase II-specific.